AUGGAGUGGGACGAUUUUCACCCCCUUCACUACUCUUUAAUUAUAUGUAACGCAUUCUCACGAAAGGCCCGAGGGUGGGAAGAAUCGUCCCUGAGAAACCAGAAGCAGCCCCCGCCGCCGCUGACGUUGUUGUUGCUGCUGCUGCUGCUGCUGUUGCGGUGCCCCCGCGCCUCUCCAGGAUCACGAGCCGCGCCUAAAGAAAUCAUGGCCGAUCACUUCUGGAAGACCGUGAGCCAGUCCCCGCCGGAGCCGCAGUCGUGCUCCCCACCGGCUACCACAGCCACAGCCACCGACGUGGACACGGACGUGGCCAAGGAGAUGGCCCGGCCGGCCACCACGAUGACGCCGGCCCGUCCGGCUACUGCUACCGCACCGGAAAACGCUGCGAUUGCUGCCGCAGUGGAGUACCCAGACUACUACGAUGACGACGACGGCCAGACUAUCCCCAUCAUCCGGGACGGCACGGACGCCGACUCGGCCCAGAUGCGUGCUUCCAUUUUGAACUACCGCCGUGAAAACGGUCGAACGUAUCACAAACUGUCGGACGGCAAAUACGCCUUCCCCAACGACGCCCUGGAGCAGGAGCGCCUCGACAUCGUAAGCCACCUCUGGAUGCUCACUUUCGACGGCGAGUUUUGCCUCAGUCCAAAGAAGGACGGCGCCAGGAGAGUCCUCGACAUGGGCACGGGGACGGGCGUGUGGGCGCUGGACUACGCGGACGAGUUCCCGCAGGCGACGGUAAUCGGCGUCGAUCUCAGUCCCAUCCAACCCAUUUACGUGCCGCCUAAUUGCCACUUCGAGGUCGACGACCUGGAAAAGGAGUGGACGUGGAGGGAGCCGUUCGACUUCAUCUUCGCGCGCAACAUGAUCGGCUGCUUCUCCGACUGGAGGGAGGUCAUCGCGCAGGCGUACAAGAGCCUCGAACCCGGCGGGUAUUUUGAGAUCCACGACUCCGAGUACCCCAUCAAAUGCGACGACGGGACGCUCACGGACGACAUGCCGCUGAGCAGGUGGACGAGGAUGAUCCGCGACGCGUGCGACAAGGUCGGGCGGUCGCUGUCCAUCACGCACGAGUUCCCGCAGAUGAUGCGCGAUGCAGGGUUCGAGGACGUGAGCGUCACGAAAAUCAUGUUCCCCGUCAGUCCCUGGCCCGACGAUCCCAAGCUAAAGGAGAUGGGCCAGUGGGUGCAGGCGUCGCUGCUGCCGGGGUUGGAAGGCAUGUCGCUGGCGUUGUUUACGAGGGUGCUGGAGUGGUCCAAGGCUGAGACUAUUGUCUUUUGUUCUCAUGUGAGGCAGGAUGUGAAGAAUACGAAUUUGCAUGGGUACUGGGAUGGAUACGCAAUUCACGGGCGAAAGCCAUUGAAUUCUCCCAGGCCUGAGACUGAGGUUAGGGAUAAAGGCAAGAUGCCGGAAACCAGCAAGUGA
Molecule: messenger RNA, 1425 nt
Organism: Colletotrichum truncatum
Lineage: Eukaryota; Fungi; Ascomycota; Sordariomycetes; Glomerellales; Glomerellaceae
Product: methyltransferase domain-containing protein
Molecular function (GO): methyltransferase activity
Source: RefSeq, a predicted model, not a curated record